Messenger RNA from Zasmidium cellare ATCC 36951, 1152 nucleotides. RefSeq lists its product as uncharacterized. The record is from RefSeq and is a predicted model, not a curated record. NCBI's taxonomy places the organism in Eukaryota, Fungi, Ascomycota, Dothideomycetes, Mycosphaerellales, Mycosphaerellaceae. Gene Ontology annotation, biological process: lipid metabolic process. Gene Ontology annotation, molecular function: oxidoreductase activity. The coding region runs from base 1 to 1152 and encodes 383 amino acids. The transcript has 2 exons.
AUGGACAACAAGAUCAGCUUACGAGAGUUGCGAAGAGCGAUACCUCAUCACUGUUUCAGGCCGUCGAACAUUUGCUCGCUGAAAUAUGUUUUCUGCGACCUAAUUUUGGCCAUCUCACUCGGCUGGUUGGCAUCGACACUCAUCCCUCACCAACCAACCUUUCCCCUGAGAUGCAUCUCAUGGAUGCUCUAUGGCUACUUGCAAGGCCUAAUACUCACGGGCAUAUGGAUCCUCGCGCACGAGUGCGGCCACGAAGCCCUCUUCUCAAGCAAAAUCGCAAAUCACAUCGUUGGAUUCGUCCUUCACAGCGCUCUCCUGGUGCCUUACUUCUCGUGGCGAUACACGCAUGCUCGUCAUCAUCGAUACACGAAUCAUUUGGGGAAAGAUACAGCCUUUGUUCCACGCCAAGAGGAUGAGACACCUCGUUGGCUAGGCAUGAUCCGUCGAUUUGGCGUCAUCGAGGACACUCCAUUCUAUGCAAUCUGCAGCCUUGUGCUCCACCAGGUCCUGGGUUUGCCGGCUUAUUUAUUGUUCUAUUCGAGCGGAGCUCAAGACGGUCCUCCGAAUGAGUCUUGGUCGUUCUCUCGUUGGAGCCAUUUCGACCCCCUGAGUGACUUGUUCACCGAGUCAGAACAGCCAUACGUUUUACUGUCAACGAUUGGUGUUGGCGCAUCGAUCUCCAUCCUUAUCACACUCGCGCAGGCCGUUGGAGUAACCAAUGCCUUUUUGCUUUAUGGCAUCCCGUAUCUAUGGGUCAACAACUGGCUUGUCGCUCUUACAUACCUUCACCACAACGAUCCCAAGAUUCCGCAUUUCGAACAGUCAACGUGGACUUUUCUGGAUGGUGCGCUAUCCACCGUCGAUCGACCCUUUGGAUUUGUUGGUCGUUAUCUAUUCCAUGGCAUCGUCGACUACCGUGUCGUACACCAUCUGUUUCCACGGAUAUCUUUCUAUCACGCGGAAGAGGCGACGAAAGCGAUCGUACCAUUGCUAGGCGAAGCAUAUCACAAGGAUGAGACUCCAUUCUGGCUGGCCUUGUGGCGGACAUUUCGCUCCUGCCGCUCAGUUGAAGCAGAUGGAGCUCAGCCCGGCGUACUUCGAUGGAAGGCUGUACCGAUGACAGAGCAACAGUCCAAGGAGAAAUCGACAUAG